This is a messenger RNA of Psylliodes chrysocephalus, 3154 nucleotides long. NCBI's taxonomy places the organism in Eukaryota, Metazoa, Arthropoda, Insecta, Coleoptera, Chrysomelidae. The record is from the annotation of a GenBank genome assembly.
UAACGAACGUAGUGAUUUUAGAGAUAGAUAAAUAGAUGACAAGAUGACAAUGACUUGUAGAGGUUAACUCAUCUGAAAAUAAAUUCAAAAUAUUUUGCUUAUUAAUCUUCCAAAUAUACAUUAUUUAUAUGUAGAAAUUAUUGUGACAACGUUAGAAUUAUAAAGAACCACAAUGAAAACAAGAUUUAACACAUACGAUAUCGUAUGUGUUAUAGCAGAAUUGCAAUCAUUUAUUGGAAUGAGGGUUAACAAUAUUUAUGAUAUUGAUAAUAAGACUUAUUUAAUUAGGCUACAGAGAACUGAAGAAAAGCAAGUUCUGCUUUUAGAGUCUGGUAAUCGUUUUCACAAGACUAAUUUUGAGUGGCCGAAAAAUGUUGCUCCCUCUGGUUUCAGUAUGAAGAUGAGAAAACAUUUGAAGAAUAAACGUUUGGAAUCGCUAGCACAACUAGGAACAGACAGAAUUGUUGACCUUCAAUUUGGUUCAGGAGAAGCAGCUUAUCAUGUUAUUCUUGAGUUAUAUGAUAGAGGAAAUGUUAUUUUAACAGAUUAUGAAUAUACUAUUUUGUAUGUGUUACGUCCACAUACUGAAGGAGAUAAAGUUAGAUUUGCAGUUAGGGAAAAAUAUCCACAAAACAGAGCUAGAGAUAGUGGUGUGAUAAGUAAAGAAAAGUUGAUAGAAGUAUUAACAAAUGCUAAGGCUGGAGAUCAAUUAAAAAAGGUCCUUGUUUCUAACUUAGAAUAUGGACCUGCUGUUAUAGAGCAUGUUUUGUUGAAACAUAGUUUUCCAAAUUCUACAAAAAUUGGCAAAAAUUUCGAUCCAAUGGAGAACAUUGAUAAGAUUAUGGAGGCAAUUAGAGACGCUGAAAAUAUUUUUCAAAAUUCUAAAUCCGGUCAAACCAUGGGGUACAUAAUACAGAAAAAAGAAGAGCGCCCUACUUCAGACUCAAACACUAGCGAUUUUUAUUCUAAUCAAGAAUUCCAUCCAAUGCUUUUUGAGCAACACUCUGCAAUGCCUCAUAAAAGCUUUCCAACUUUCAAUGAAGCUAUAGAUGAAUUCUUUUCUUCUUUAGAAAGUCAAAAAUUAGAACUUAAAGCUGUCCAACAAGAAAGGGAUGCCAUGAAAAAAUUGGAAAAUGUCAGAAAGGAUCAUGAUCAAAGAUUGGUAGCUCUUGAACAGACUCAGUCUGUUGAUAAACAGAAAGCUGAAUUGAUCACUAGAAAUCAGGAGUUAGUUGAUAAAGCAAUUUUAGCUAUACAAACAUUAUUAGCAAAUCAGAUGUCAUGGGAAGAUAUCACAGAAAUGGUGAAAGAUGCUGCCUCAAAAGGUGAUCCUGUAGCCAGUCAAAUUAAAGGACUCAAACUUGAAAUAAAUCAUAUUAGUGUCUAUUUAUCGGAUCCUUAUGCAGAUAGUAAUGAGUCUGAUGUUGAAAAUGAUGAUAAAAUUCCCUGCAUGACUGUAGAUCUCGAUCUAGCAUUAUCUGCAUUUGCUAAUGCACGAAAGUAUUAUGAUCAAAAACGUUCUGCCGCUAAGAAACAACAAAAAACCAUAGAAUCCCAAAGCAAAGCUUUAAAAUCCGCCGAAAGAAAAACGAAACAAACGCUAAAAGAAGUACAAACAAUUACUAAUAUCAAUAAAGCUAGAAAAACGUACUGGUUUGAAAAAUUUUUCUGGUUUAUUAGUUCUGAAAACUAUUUGGUAAUUGCUGGGAGAGAUCAACAACAAAACGAAAUUAUAGUAAAACGGUAUAUGAAACAAAUGGAUGCAUAUGUGCAUGCAGAUAUUCAUGGUGCCAGUAGCGUAGUAAUUAAAAAUCCUACGGGCAAUCCUAUUCCUCCGAAGACCCUAAAUGAAGCAGGAACUAUGGCUAUAUGCUACAGCGUUGCUUGGGAAGCCAAAGUUGUCACCAACGCAUACUGGGUAUGGGGAGAACAAGUCAGUAAAACAGCACCAACCGGAGAAUACUUGACCACCGGUAGCUUCAUGAUCCGAGGCAAAAAACACUUCUUGCCACCUUCACAUUUAGUACUCGGUUUAAGUUUCCUGUUCAGAUUGGAGGAUGGUAGUAUUGAAAGGCAUAAAGGCGAAAGAAAAGUACUAAAUGCAAAUGAAGAUGAUUCAAUCAGUUUAGCUGAUAGCGAAAUGAGCAAAGAUGAGGUUGAAGUGGAGAUUUUAGAUGAAAGUGAUGAUGAAUUAGUGAAAACCUCAGACGAAAAUACUGUUAAUAUUGAGAAAACAGACGCAACAAAUAAUGUCGAUGAUGAAGACUCGUCUGAUUCUGAAGAUGAAAAUAAUACAAAAUUUCCAGAUACCCGGAUUAAAAUUCAACACUUUUCUGGAACCAAAAAUAUAAUAACAGAAUCAUCUAAAGAAUUUGAAGAAGAACAGAAUGAAGAAAAUGUAAUUUAUUUAGGAGAUGGCAAACCUAUUGUUAUAAAACCGAGCCAGAAUAAUACAAGAAGUAGAGGAUGUAGUGAAUCGUCUUAUAAGAAACAGAGAAGUAUGGAAGAAAAAGUAGAAAUGAAGAAUGAAUUGAAACAGCAACCAGCAAAAAGAGGUCAGAAGGGUAAAUUAAAGAAAAUUAAAGAAAAAUAUAAGGAUCAAGAUGAAGAAGAAAGAAAAUUGAGAAUGGAAAUCUUACAGUCUUCAGGAACUGCUAAAGAUACUAAAAAAAAUAAAAAGAACAAAGACUCGUCGGAUAAAAGCAAAAAACCUGCUCCCAAAGCACCCAGAAUUUUUACACCGAAGGAGCCAAAUGAAGAUAACAUCGAUGAUGAUGAUACUGCAGUUCAAGCUGAUAUUGAUAUGAUAGACGCUCUUACCGGCGUUCCUGUUACUGAAGAUGAGUUAUUAUUUGCUGUUCCUGUCAUUGCUCCUUAUAAUACUCUUGCUAAUUAUAAGUUUAAGGUUAAAUUGACGCCUGGAACAGCAAGGAGAGGUAAAGCUGCAAAAACGGCCGUGGCCAUGUUUCUAAAGGAUCGGGCUAUUAAUCAACGAGAAAAGGACUUGUUAAAGGCAGUAAAAGAUGAGCAACUUGCAAGAAAUAUACCAGGAAAAGUAAAACUUUCAGCACCUAAACUUCAAAAUUUGAAAAAAUAGUUUUAUUGUAUUUAUUAUGGUUAUAAAUUUAAUAAAAAUACUGUUUAUAUUAUCUAA